Molecule: messenger RNA, 2263 nt
Organism: Naegleria gruberi
Lineage: Eukaryota; Heterolobosea; Eutetramitea; Acrasida; Naegleriidae
Exons: 1
Coding region: 428-2242 (604 amino acids)
Source: RefSeq, a predicted model, not a curated record
GAAAAAAGAAUAACACUCAACACGCUCAUCUUGACUUCUUCAUCCUCCUCCGAAGUACAAUAAUUUUCAUCAUUUCCAAUAAUUAUUCUAAAUAUUUCUACUCAAACUAUUCGAAACUGGGUGAAUUUAACACCACCACAAACAAAAUAUAGUAAUAUCAAGAGUAGUAAAAGAUAGAAAUCCAUACCAUCUCCAAAAAGCAAAAUUAUCAUCUGCUAACAAUAACUCUUGCUAACAACAACAAUAACUGCAAUCACCACCCAUCAACAACAACAGCACAACAACAACUAGUUAUUACAAUUCACGCGCCAAAAAACAAACAUGGGACAAAACAAUAGCACAACGACAUCAACGACGACGCAACUUGAAGGCUCACCACGUUAUCAUGUAGCAGGAACCACGCAACAACAGCAAGCAACACAAUGGAAUGGAAGAUGACGAUGAUGAAGAAAUGAUGAUGAAUAAUCAAUCCUAUAUGCAGGAUCAUGAUAGUUAUCACUACUUGACGAGUCAAUCGGCACAAUUUUCCAAUGAUCAUAUUUCGUUGGAUUUUAAUGUUGGUUAUUAUGAUGAGUUUGAUAAGAUGAAGAAUGUAGUGUUGAAUAUGAGAGGAAGUGCCAAUUUGAGAAGUAAUACGCAUUUGACUGUGAGAGAUGAGUAUGGCAAUUGUCUCAAGAUGAGAUUAGUCGGCUCGACAUUUAUUCUUACACAACUUGGUGAAUGUCCAACUAAAUACUUUGGAAACAGUUCAGAUUCUAAUCCAGGUUGCAUACUGUUAGAAAGAGGCUUAUUUGAAGUUGAAGCCAAGUCACCACAACCUUUCGUCUAUUCACAAAAUUUAAAGUUGGUAGUCAGUAAGAUUUCAAAGAAAACUUCCAGAAAUAUUGCAAAAUAUAUUACCUUCUUAUUCGAGAUUGAAAAUUUAGGUUAUAUCGUACUUAGUUUUGGACACAGAAAGUGCAUGAGGACUAGUGUAGUCUUUGCUACUAGUGUCUUUGUUUCGAAAUUUGUCUCUAGAGAUUGUCCAAAUGGUAUUGAUACAGUUAACACCAAUGAGGCAAGGAAUUCCACACAUAUCGAUGGACCAACCAGAAACAGAUCUGCUUCUCAACCACAACAAAGGAAGCGAUCUGCAGCCACUCCAAAACCUCUCAUCUCUCUUCAUGCAGCAUCCAAAUCAUUAACAGAAUUAUCUACCUCAACCUCAACUAUUAUUGAUAACCAACAAAAUCCACAAACUCCUCAAAGUUGUGGUUCAAAUGGAUCGAGUCCAUUCCCAACCCAAUUCUUGAACACCAAUGCAUAUAGCUCCUCGACGCACAUGAUUGGUUCUCCUCUCAUGCCACUUAGCCCAUCCACAACUACCACCUCCAUUGGUAGUAUUAGUCCAAGGUUUAAUCAACUUAACAACAGUUCAAGUACUGUCAAUACCCCACGUUAUUUACAGAAUUAUCCAUCUGAAUUUUCCUCUCCAUCAAGUUAUCAGUCAAGUAACUUUGGACAGAAAAAUUCAAGUGUUUCUUCGAGUACUAGUUAUUGCACAAGUGGCAAUUUUGCUAGUAGUGUGUUGAGUCAUCCAUCAACCACAAGUUUAUUGUUCGAUUCAAACGAUAGAAUAUUGGGAAACAGUAGUUCCCCUCGCCAACAUUACUUAUCAGAUCAGUAUUCAUCUGAGUUUGUAAUCAAUUCCAACAAUACCUCUCCAAAUCCUUCUCCACGAUUGAGAACAUCCUUCUCAUCGACACCACAAUCAAAUUCACUCUAUUCACCAUCCACACCUAACUUCCCUAACCAAUUCGACCAACAGUACAAUAUGCAACAGUAUAAUACUCCUCCAUUUGAAUGCUCAACAUUAUCAUGUGAGUUUAACGAGGCUGGCAUUUGUACAAUUAUCAAUAAUCAUCCUGAGGGUUUCUCCAGAAAUGAUAAGAUUUCUGUUUUAUUCAUUGCUUGUGAACCUCAAGAUGUUCAAAUUGAAAAUGGUUUGGUUAUAGAGGUAACCUCCAAACUCCUAGUAUUUAGAGUACCUGUUAUACCUCUCUCGCUGUGUCAAUUACCACAAAUAAGAGCCAAGCUCUUCCUUAAAAUUAAUGGCAGACUCAUGUUUUUGGACUAUUUCACUUUCAAAAAUGGAGAAUAUGAUUUUGCCUUCAGACCACUUCAUAACAUGAUGUACCAAAAGACAUCACCUUCCAAUUCACAAGUGUUGAAUGCACUCUUCCAAAAUAACCAAUUUAAUUAAUAAAGUUGAACUAAAUGUUUA